This is a messenger RNA of Ruditapes philippinarum (Manila clam), 2585 nucleotides long. RefSeq names its product dynein axonemal intermediate chain 7-like. Lineage: Eukaryota; Metazoa; Mollusca; Bivalvia; Venerida; Veneridae. Gene Ontology annotation, cellular component: axoneme. The transcript has 21 exons. Gene Ontology annotation, molecular function: microtubule binding; beta-tubulin binding. Bases 152 to 2302 code for a protein of 716 amino acids. The record is from RefSeq and is a predicted model, not a curated record.
UGCAAAAUAACAUUUUUUAUGAAAAUCAAAUGUCGUAAAACAUAAACAUAAUUUACGGUAGUCGGCCAUUUUGGUUGCUAAUAUACACAAUCAUUUGGGGACAAUUUCAAGUCUAUUUUUUAUCUGUGAAUAACUUAACAAGGCGGCAAAAAUGCCACCAAAGCAGGGAUCGGCAGGUAAGAAGAAACUGUCAAAGGCAGAGAAAGAAAAGCUGAAAGCAGAAGAGGAGGAAAGGAAAGCUCAAGAAGAAGAGGAGGCUCGUAUAAAGGCAGAAGAAGAAGAAAAACUAAGGAAGGAAAGAGAAAAACUUGAAGGUUUAGAGAAGAGAAAACUAGAAAAUGCUGAGAAAGAGAACCGUAGACAGGAGAUGUUGGAGCUACAGGAGUUACAGGAGGCAAACAAAACAAAGCUGGAAAAUCUUCAUAGUGAGAGGAGGAAAAAAGCAAAGUGGGCACGAUAUAUGAGAUGUGAUGGGUCACCGAAUCCGAUCAUUCCAGGGGAGAUAAAUACAUACAUUAACCUACGUCUAGAGGAUCAGUUACAUGACGAUAUUGACUCAGUCCUUAAACAGGGAGACUUAGAUCUAAGUUUAAUCAAUGAGCUAGACUUUAUACUCGAAGACACGCCAGAAGCUGAGAUGACUGGAGAAGAAAUCAGCAGAUAUAGAAUUAAAGGGAAAGCAAAAAAGAAAUUGAUGCAGGAAGCAAAGAAUAGAGAAAGAAGGAAAAAGAUGCAACAUGCAAAGAGUACACGUGAGGAUCUACAGGUACUUGUGCAAACCAAGCUGGAUGCAGCGACGGUCAAGCUGUUACAACAGGCCACGGACCUCUGUGAUACAGAAACAUUCAAUCUGCAUUAUACAAAAAGGAAUCAAGCCAUAUGUCUCUGCAUAUGGGGAAAUCUUAGUAAAAAUCCUAGAAUAAAGUCGUUUGAGUUUACGGAGGAUGGAUUCCAGUUUGAUAUCCCUCGUAUUUUAACACUGUCUGACUGUGGAAUCAGAAUCCUCUUCACAAAAUAUGAUCAUUACUCAAGUACUUGCAAGUCCUACUACCCACGUAGGAAAAAGAAGGAAGAGCCAGUUGUAGUUGAGGAGGCACCAAAAGAGGAAGAAGAAAAGAAAGAUGAGGAGGCAGAGAAAGAGAAGGAAGGAGAGGAAGGGGAAGAGGGGGAUAACAAGGAAGAUACUGAGGAAGACAAAGGGGAUUUGAUGGCGAUGUUACGUCAGAUGAAAGGCGAGGCCCCGCCCGAGGAGGAGGUUAAGGAAGAAGAGGAAGAAAAAGUAGAAGAAGUGGAAGAAUUCGAAGACCCAAUUACACCUGCGUGGCAUGACUGGAGUAGGGAGCCCCCAGAGUGGGAGGAUUUUGAUGAAGAUGAGGAUGUGGUUGAUUUAAGAGCCAAUCAUGUGCUAGGGGGCGUGUUCCAUUUCAAUCUGAUGUCCCUCCCACCUCAACCAAAAACUGUAAACAACUGGACCAUAACAAGAAUGGUUGACCCCCCUGCUAUAGAAUACAUGGAGUAUGUGGCAGACAACAUGAAUCCGGCCCUGAAUAAAGAUGCCCAGUCUCCUUCACAAGACAAAGAUAAAGGUGGUGAUACCAAGAGAGAUGAGAGACCUACCAUAGGAGUCACCAUGAGAUUACCUAAGGAAUGCCUAUUCACAGAAGAGCCACAGAUUGCUCGCUGGGAUGACAAGAAAAGACAUUGGAGGCAGGAUGGUUUCUCCGACUUUAACUUUGUUGAAGAGACAAGAAUGUUCUCAUUCAAGACGUCUUAUUUUGGCACGAUGGCAUUGUUACAGGAUGCUCAUAUAAAUAUGCCGUUUCAGUCGUGGGAAAUUCGUCCACACAAAACAAAUGCAGCUGUAUUUACAAUCAUAGCUGCUAUCAUUGAGAUAGAGAUUGAAAUCAAGCAUCCAGUACUGGAAGAAUGGUGUUAUGAGCAGAUGGCUUUAGCUGCCUCAGCAUUUGCAUUUUCAUGGUCAAAAUGGAACAGCGAUACACAAGAUAAGGAAAAGAUUCUCUUCCAGGGCUCAGAGACCUUGUCAGAUGAACCCUUGCUUGAGGAGGACUGGUCGCUUUACUUGAUGACAAAGAGGAGAAGUAUGAAACUGAAGAUGACAGAAUUUGACGAGACAUACAACGAGGAUUUUGCUGAUGGAACCGAGUUCAAAUCUAACUUGUACCAUUUACUGAUGAGUGUUGCAUCUUCCAAUGCCAAGGAUAGAAUCACAGAUUCCAGUUUUGAAUUUAUAGACUGUGUACAACAAAUUUUGUCUGCUACCAAAAUUCUCACAUAUGCUUAAUUAAUGUCUUAGAUGCAGUCCAACUUAUUUUGAAUUUGCAGACUGUGUCCAACAUAAUUUUUCUCCUUACCAGGUUCUUAAUUACAUACAAACCAGUCUAAUAUGGAUCAUUGAAUAACAACAAAUACUGAUUUAAUGAUAAUGAAGUGAAAUAAGAAUGUUCCUGUUUCUAUUUAUUCAAACAAACUGAAAGUGUUUAUAAUGUAGUUUCAAAGAUGGAUUUUUAAGUAUGUUAAAUACAUACAGUAUAUAUUUUAUGAAAAAGUGAUAUAUAUUUAUAUAU